Coniophora puteana RWD-64-598 SS2 is the source of this 1440-nucleotide messenger RNA. RefSeq names its product alpha beta-hydrolase. The transcript has 13 exons. Gene Ontology annotation, cellular component: fungal-type vacuole. The record is from RefSeq and is a predicted model, not a curated record. Gene Ontology annotation, molecular function: serine-type carboxypeptidase activity. Lineage: Eukaryota; Fungi; Basidiomycota; Agaricomycetes; Boletales; Coniophoraceae. Bases 1 to 1440 code for a protein of 479 amino acids. Gene Ontology annotation, biological process: proteolysis.
AUGUUUUCUCGCUCGCUCGCCCUUCUGGGCCUCGCAGCAGCGUCGGGCGCGACGCUCACGUCGUCGCUUCUGGACACGGCGGAUUCGGUGCUCACGGAGUUUCGCUCGGCGGUGUUGAACGAUACGGGCAUUCGCUAUGUUAAGAACUCGGGCGUGUGCGAGACGACGCCGGGGGUGGAGCAGAUCUCUGGGUACAUUGAUGUUGGGACGAACAUGUCGAUGUGGUUCUGGUUCUUCGAGUCGAGGAACGAGCCCGAAACCGCGCCUUUCACCUUGUGGUUGAAUGGUGGCCCCGGGUGUUCGUCCAUGAUCGGGCUGUUCCAAGAGCACGGUCCCUGCCUCGUAAACGCCGACGCCAAUAGCACAUAUCUCAACCCCUACAGCUGGAACAACGUUAGCAACAUGAUCUAUAUCGACCAGCCCAUUGGCACUGGCUUCUCUUAUGGCACUGAUACGGCUAAUAGCACUGUCGCGGCCGCCGGCCCCGUGUGGACUGCGUUCCAAGUUCUCUUCGAGAGUGGACUGUUCUCCAAAUAUGCUAGCCGAGAGUUCGUGUAUGGCACUGAGAGUUACGGAGGCCACUAUGGUCCCGCUUUCACCACCUACUUCGAUCAGCAGAACGCUAAGAUCGCGAGCGCGCAUUUGCCCGUAGUGACGGGCGUUCCCAUCACCGUCGCCGCGCUGUUGAUUAACAACGGCUGGAUUGACCCUCUGAUCCAGAACGAGGCUUAUCUGACUUUCGCCCAGAAUGCACCGGGAUACGGCCAGCUUUUGUCGAACGAGACGCUCAAGAAUAUCUCCGCUGCGCUCUACGACGAGGGUGGAUGUGUGGACCAGGAGAAGGCGUGCUAUGCCGCAGGAAACUUGAACGCUAGUGCUGAUACUGUAUGCCUUAACGCCGACAACUACUGCGGAAACUACGUAUUCUCCCCUGCUGUGGGCAACUACGAUCCGUACGACCUGAGACAGAACUCGACCGCGGCGUUCCCGCCGGAGUACUACGUAACUUAUCUGCAGAACCCGGCUAUUCAGAAGAAGAUUGGUGCUCAGGUUAAGUAUGAGGAGUGUCCCGAUGCGCCGUACUACGAGAUGGACAACACCGGAGAUGAUGCCAAGACUCUGUUACCUCAGUUGGGCGCGCUGGCUAACUCUGGUUUGAGGAUCUUGAUCUGGGCCGGCGACACUGACAUUAUCUGCAACUGGGUCGGCGGUCAUGAGGCCAUCCUUGCCAUGGACUGGUACGGAAACGAAACAUUGCACAACACCCCCUUGACGAACAUGACUCUCGACGACGAGCCCAUCGCCCAGAUUCAAAACGUCGACAACUUCACGUUUGCUCGUCUGUUCGGUGCUGGGCAUGAAGUGGCUGCGUUUCAACCCAAGGCUGCCCUCGCAAUUUUUACCCAGGUGAUCGCGAAGGAGCCUUUACAUUCUGUAUAG